AUGGCAGACCGACUCAAAGACGCCCUCCGUCCCGGAACCACAGACCGCAGCACGAGCCAUGGUCGCGGCGGCGCAGGCAACAUCAAGAACAGCUCCAAGACAACGGUAGAAGCCGGCGAUCUCGCCACACCAACCAUUAAAACAGAUCUCUACACCACAGGACGAGGAGGACAAGGCAACAUGGCAACAAAUCUCCACUCGCACCCCGAAUUCGCCCGCGCAGCCCAAGAUGUCGAACAGCACGACUCCGCUCCGCGGGAACCAGCCAAGGGCACUUUCCACUGGGGUCGUGGGGGCCAGGGGAAUAUGGUUACGUUGAAGCAGGAAGGGGAUGGGAAGGUCGUUCCGGCUAGUGGGAGCGGGAAUGGCAAUGGGAACGGGAGUGGAAGUGGGAAGAAGGAAAGGACGAGCAGUAAAGGUGCGGGGGAGAUGGGGGAGAAGCCGGUGGGGAGACGGGGGAGUUUUCAGGGGGUUAAGAGUAUGCUGGGGAUUGGGAAGGAGAAAGAGAAGAAGGAGGAGAAGGUGGCGGCCGUGGACAGGGAUGGGACGGGGACGGUGGGUGGGAGUGCUGUUCAGGAGUAG
Messenger RNA from Recurvomyces mirabilis, 582 nucleotides. RefSeq lists its product as uncharacterized. NCBI's taxonomy places the organism in Eukaryota, Fungi, Ascomycota, Dothideomycetes, Mycosphaerellales, Teratosphaeriaceae. The record is from RefSeq and is a predicted model, not a curated record. The transcript has 2 exons. Bases 1 to 582 code for a protein of 193 amino acids.